Micropterus salmoides (largemouth bass) is the source of this 2276-nucleotide messenger RNA. Its product is annotated as palmitoyltransferase ZDHHC14-like. Bases 686 to 2218 code for a protein of 510 amino acids. The transcript is spliced from 10 exons. The record is from RefSeq and is a predicted model, not a curated record. NCBI's taxonomy places the organism in Eukaryota, Metazoa, Chordata, Actinopteri, Centrarchiformes, Centrarchidae. Gene Ontology annotation, cellular component: Golgi apparatus; endoplasmic reticulum. Gene Ontology annotation, molecular function: protein-cysteine S-palmitoyltransferase activity. Gene Ontology annotation, biological process: protein targeting to membrane; peptidyl-L-cysteine S-palmitoylation.
UCGAGGUCCCCGGACCACGGUUUGGAAACCACUUUAGCAGCCCGUCCUCUCUUUGCACCUCCUCAGUAGUGACUUCAGCCUCAGUUGGAGGGGGAGGAGCAGGCUGGGAGGCUCUGCUCCGCUCCCAUGUCGAUGUUGGUUGUUUGUGAGGGUGGCAGCACGGUGCGUGGAUAGGGACACAAUGUGAAAGGAGGGUUGCCGACUGGCCUACCAGCACGCUUCUUGGGGAAUGUUGCAACUUUUUUUUGGGUACCGAAAGCGCGGCUGAAUGGCGAAGAUUUCUGAUGCGUAUUCGCCGAUUGUUGCUGGACAUAUGGCUGUAAGGACCAGCUCGGUUCGUGUUGUGCGCAAAGACUCGUCUUCCUGAGCGACGGUCAGCCAGGAUGCUGGAGCUCGUCUGAGAGAGCACCCCAGUCGUGUGGUCUUUCUCUGAAACCCCCGUCCCCCCCUUUUUUUUUUUUAAACGAAGUUCUUCUGCGGCGACGAGGUGCCAAUUUCAAACUCUUUCUUUUUUACCCAUGAACUUCUAAAAAUGGUGUUCUUUGCUUUGUCGUCGGCUCGUAACAAACCUGGAUAACGAAAGGUUUUGCUGCGUGACAACACCCCAACACGACCAGCGUUACUUUCCUUUGAGGCACAUCUGCCCCGGGGUUUAUUCAGCUGUGGAGAUUUGAAUAAGCAAUUGAUGCAUCUCGGGGUAUCUGAGUCCAUGAGAGAGUGCGAGUACAGCCAAAUAAGCACUCGCAGCUCCACACCAAUGGAGACCCCUUACAAGAAAAGGACGCCAAAGAAGAGGAAGUGGGAGUCCUUCCCUGGUCGGAAUAAAUUUUACUGCGAUGGGAGGAUUAUGAUGGCCAAGCAGACAGGGGUUUUCUACCUCACCCUUGUCCUCAUUCUAGUGACUUGUGGACUUUUCUUCACCUUUGAUUGUCCAUUCCUGGCCCUGCAGUUGACCCCAGUUAUCCCAGUCAUAGGAGGUGUGCUGUUUCUAUUUGUACUGGGGACGCUCCUGAGGACUAGCUUCAGUGACCCAGGUGUGCUGCCCAGGGCCACCCCUGAUGAAGCGGCUGACCUGGAGAGGCAAAUAGAUGUGGCUAAUGGCAGUACUGGCUACAGGCCCCCUCCCAGGACCAAGGAGGUGGUCAUCAACGGCCAGACAGUCAAGCUGAAGUACUGCUUCACCUGCAAGAUCUUCAGACCACCACGUGCCUCCCACUGCAGCCUCUGUGACAACUGUGUGGAGCGUUUUGACCACCAUUGUCCGUGGGUGGGGAACUGCGUGGGAAGGAGGAACUACCGUUUCUUCUACAUGUUCAUCCUCUCGCUCUCCUUCCUCACCAUUUUCAUCUUCGCCUUCGUCAUCACACACAUCAUUUUGCGCUCCCAUCAAAGCGGGUUCCUCAACGCACUUAAAGAUAGUCCUGCCAGUGUGCUGGAGGUGGUGGUGUGUUUCUUCUCUGUCUGGUCCAUUGUGGGCCUCUCAGGCUUCCAUACCUACCUAAUCAGCUCCAACCAGACUACCAAUGAAGAUAUAAAAGGGUCUUGGUCUUCUAAAAGAGGGAAAGACAACUACAACCCCUACAGCCAUGGCAAUAUAUUCACCAACUGCUGUGCAGCACUGUGUGGACCCCUGCCACCGAGUCUCAUUGACAGACGGGGCUUUAUCCAAUCAGACGCACCACAGCUGGCACCACCAACCAAUGGCAUCACUAUGUAUGGCGCCACUCAGUCUCAGCAGAGCCACAUGUGUGACCAAGACCAGUGCAUUCAGAGCACCAAAUUCGUUUUGCAGGCCGCCGCCACACCUCUCCUCCAGCAGCAGAGUAGCGAGCCAGUCAUCCUGACGGCCACCUCUGAAGACGGAGGCUCUCUACCCGGCCGCACCUCCCUCGCCCUGGGCGGCCCGUGCACCUCACUCCCCCUCGGCCAGCCCACGCCUCCGACGUCCACCCCCAGCCUCAGCUGCCACGAGGCCAACGACAUGCUGCCAAUGCACGGACACAGCCACACACACAACCACAGCCACCCCCUCCAGGAGCCGGUGGGCCACCACCACUUUCUUACCCCAGAGGAAGUGCCCUCGCCACCAGGUAUGCUUCCUUGCGGCAGCCCCCUGGGUCACAGCCACACCAUGCAGGCCGGCUUCUACAACCCAGCCAGCCAGGACUCACUACAUGAGGACUCUGUGAGAGGAUUGGUAAAGCUCAGCUCCGUCUGACAAAGGGAUGUAUACCACCUCCUCCCUCCUGAAAACAUGCAUCCAGCCCAUGAAACCC